CAUGCGUAUUAUUGACGAAUUUUCAUGAAAAGUGUUGUCUAUUUUAGCGAGUAAUCUAGUAUUAAAAAUUGAUCUGUUAGUUUGAUUUCACGUUCGCGAUUGCAGGCCACGAAAAAAUGCCCGUUAGAAAGGCCAUACAUGCCGGUAGCUGGUACACGGAUUCUGGCCCCGAGCUGUCGAGACAACUGGAAUACUGGCUCCACCAAGCUGACUUGAUUCACGGGCCUGCUAGGGCCAUCAUCGCUCCACAUGCUGGCUACCAGUACUGCGGGGCCUGCGGGGGGCACGCUUAUAGGCAAGUGAGUCCUGUCGUGGUAAGGCGAAUAUUUAUUUUAGGACCUUCUCACCAUGUCCGUUUAUCAGGAUGUGCCUUGUCUACUGCAAGAAAAUACAAAACUCCUCUUUACGACUUACAUGUAGAUUCACAAGUAAACGGCGAACUAGAAAUGACAGGUCAAUUCGAAUGGAUGGAUUUAGAUACCGACGAAAACGAACACAGUAUUGAAAUGCAUUUACCUUAUAUAGCGAAAGUUAUGGAAAAUUACAAACACCAAUUCACCAUAGUACCUAUACUCGUCGGAUCUCUUAGUCCAGAACGGGAAGCUUGCUAUGGAAGAAUACUAUCAAGUUAUUUAGGAGACCCACAAAAUCUUUUUAUUAUAUCGUCAGACUUCUGCCACUGGGGCCACCGGUUUCGAUACACGUACUACGACCGCUCGUACGGAAACAUUUAUCAGUCAAUAGAAGAAUUGGACCGUUUGGGGAUGAAUAUCAUCGAAAAUUUAAACCCGACGGAUUUUACGAAUUAUUUGAAAAAAUUCGGAAACACGAUUUGCGGUAGGCACCCUAUUGGAAUACUUCUGCAGGCGGUGCAGGAGCUCCUGCGAAACGACAGUAGGCGAAACGCGAAUUUAAAAUUCCUAAAAUAUGCUCAGUCAAGUCAGUGUCGUAACAUGAAUGAUUCGUCAGUGAGUUACGCAUCGGCUGCCCUUGUGUUCGAGUAGUCAGUGGCCUUACAGCUAUCACAUGCAUUGACUGUUAUUAAAAGGAACACCUUCGAUUUUCAUUAUUAAACGAUAAUGUGCAGAGCGAAGUUUGGUAUCUACUAGGGUAAUUCCGAAGGAUUUGUUUACACAAGUAUAUUUUAACUCAUUUAAGUUUUUGCGAGUAGUCGUAAGGGAACACCUAGCUUUAUUUUCUAGAUUGUAAAAAUUGAGAUGAAUUUUAUUGAAAAUUCGUUCUCUGUAAAGCUAAAUUCUAAAAAUCGUUAGUUUAGUUGAUUGUCUUAAUUUACGCUUACCUGCCGUUUAUACUAGUAAGUAAGGUUUUUUACUAAACGAUUCCACUAAGUGACAAUUGCAUCACAGUGCUUGGAUCAAAGUGGAUGGUAGGGUAUUGUUAAUUUUGGUAUUGUGUUUUGGGUGUAUGUAUCUAUUUGAAUAAAUAAAAAACGUCAAAAAUUAA
This is a messenger RNA of Zophobas morio, 1464 nucleotides long. Its product is annotated as protein MEMO1. The record is from RefSeq and is a predicted model, not a curated record. The transcript is spliced from 7 exons. Lineage: Eukaryota; Metazoa; Arthropoda; Insecta; Coleoptera; Tenebrionidae. Bases 117 to 1004 code for a protein of 295 amino acids.